AUGACGCAAGAUACUUUAAUACUAGUUUUAAUAAGAAAUGAUAAUGAUGAUAAUGAUGAUAAUAACAAAGAUGAUAUUGAUGAGCAUAAUGGUAAUGAAGAUAAUAAUUAUAAUAAAGAUGAAGAUAAUAAUUGUAAUGAAGAUGAUUUUAAUAGGGCUAAUAGUAAUAAAGAUGAUUCUAAUAGGGCUAAUAGUAAUGAAGAUGAUUAUAACAAAGAUGUUGUCAAUAAUGGUGAUGAUAAUAAAAAUGAUUAUAAUAAAGAUGAUGUUAAUAAUGAUAAUUGUAAUAAAGACAAUAAUGAUGAAAAAGGUAGAAGAUUAGGUUUUUUAGUUACUAAUGAGGAAUUAAGCCAAUCAGCACUAAUAGUAUUAGAGUUGAAUGACCAAAUUCCUGUAGCCCUAAAUGCAUUAAUAAUUAUUUCAGAAGUAUAA
This is a messenger RNA of Cetraspora pellucida, 432 nucleotides long. NCBI's taxonomy places the organism in Eukaryota, Fungi, Glomeromycota, Glomeromycetes, Diversisporales, Gigasporaceae. The record is from the annotation of a GenBank genome assembly.